Messenger RNA from Fonticula alba, 2649 nucleotides. RefSeq lists its product as hypothetical. The record is from RefSeq and is a predicted model, not a curated record. The coding region runs from base 1 to 2649 and encodes 882 amino acids. Lineage: Eukaryota; Rotosphaerida; Fonticulaceae. Gene Ontology annotation, biological process: nucleolar large rRNA transcription by RNA polymerase I; RNA polymerase I preinitiation complex assembly. The transcript is spliced from 7 exons. Gene Ontology annotation, molecular function: RNA polymerase I core promoter sequence-specific DNA binding. Gene Ontology annotation, cellular component: RNA polymerase I core factor complex; RNA polymerase transcription factor SL1 complex.
AUGGCCAAAUCGCAGGAGGAGAUGGCGCAGGCCGCGGCGCAGCAGCAGGCAAUCAAUACGGAGGGGGGCGAUGAUGAGGAGGCUUUCAAUAUGGCCGGCCGAGGGGGCGUCCUCCGGAAAAAGGCCCGCAAAAAUAGGUCAUCCUCCCAGGAGGGCGCCCUGUCGGUGGAUGACGCUGUCAAGCUCCUCUCGCGCCAGGAUCACAAGGUUCGCUACCUUCAAUUUCAACGCAUGCUCCAGCUUUCAGCUCAGUUGGCAGUUGAUCGGGGCUGGGCCAGCCCCUCCUUCCCGCCGGUGGUCCGUGAGCUGUGGCUCGCUUAUGUCACCUUCCUGGAUUGUCCGCGCAUGGCAGCAGCCUUCCAGAUCGCCGUCCCGGCUGUGGCCGAUCCCUCCAUCCCGGAAGGCCUCGAGGGCGAGUCUGACGACGAUGCCGAUGUCGACUCGGCUCGAUCUCAGGCACUGCGACUCUAUCACUUCCAGCUGAAUGAGACCCUGGCGGCGGCACUGCUGUAUUGCUCGGCGGCGCACCUCCGCCUUCCAACCUGGUCACUGGAGGACUGUCGAAGCCUGGUAUCUCUGUCAGGCCAUACCCUGGCACGCUUCUUCGAAAGCGCCGGUCUGUACACCCCAGCCCCAAGCACACUGCCGGCAUCGCUUCGGGAGCUGACCGGCCUGCGCAACCAGCCUCCUGGUGCCCGGCUGGCCACCUCAGCCCCAGAGGCCAUUCAUCGGGUGGCCAAUCUGACCCAUGUCCCAGAGCCCAUCGGCUAUCUGGCGACCGAACUUGCGGAGUUGCUCCUCCCGCUGGCCAAGGAGUUCCCCCUGGCCCCGCCAUCACACGGAACCGCGGAGCAGGCCAGUGCCCGAGAUGAUGCUCAGCUGGAUGUCGGUGCCCAGCACAACGCGGUGUGGUUCCCGGAAGUCCGAGCCGCGGCCUUCCUGGUGGUGGCCAUGCAGUUGGCCUACGGGCUCGACUGUCUGGUGGACUACUCCACGCGGCCGGGCACCGAUACCAGCAAGCGACUGCCCGGGUUCCUGGUCAUGCGGAAUGGGCGUCUGUACCCCUCGCAGGAGGAGCUCGAGGCAGUUGCCGGCCCGGGGGCGCUUCUGGAAACCGCGCGCGAGCGUCUCGUACCAGCCACGGACAGUGCCUACCGGUUGCCCUUCAGCGACAGCCAUUUGGGGCUGAUGUCCUUCCAUUCGUGGAGGAGUCUGCUCCAGGCCCAGGGGCUGGCCCCGGGCCGGGCCCCUCGCUCGCAUCAGGACCUCGACAGCCUGGCCAUGCUUCAGAGCCGGCACCGCGGCACCUCCGCCAACAGCAGGGUCGAGUCGUCCGAUCAUCCGGUCAACUGGCUGGCUCUCGGGUCUGUGGCGGUGCAGGCUCGCACCCUUCGUAGCCGUUCGCGACAAUUCCUGCGCGCGACCCAGCCCCAGGUCGUACAGGCCGAGCUGACCGCCGUGCGGGCUCUCGAACGAGCGGGCAGUCGAUCCCAGCGAUUCCCGGUCCGGGCCACCGGUCGUCCUCCCAGCACCGGGCAAUUGCGGAGUCCUUUCUUUGCCGAUCGGGCAGGCUUCGACUUGGAGCGGCCGUUGCUGGAUGCGCUGGCUGCCCGGCCCACCAGGUCGACUGGACCGACGGCCGCGCGUCUGGCCGUUGGCACUGAAGAUGGCGGGGCCUUCAUGCCGGGCGCCGAGCGGGUGUACUUCCCCACGGCGGACGCCCCGGCCGGGGAGUCAAAAGACGCACGGCGGGCACAGGCAUCAGCACGCAGGCGUGCUGGCGGGAUGUCAGCUCUGCCCCGACCGUCAGCUGCCAUUCCCAUCAACAAGCACACCUGGGACCGGAAUGAGGACCCGGAGUUCCCCACUCGAGUUCCGCUGACCAUGCUGUCCUUCUUCCACAACUUGCCGACCGAGCAUCCGUCGGCCUCCUUCCGGGUGUAUCUCCCGCCGCCGGAUGACAUUUCGGACCUGGAUGCCCUCAGCCACAGCUCCGGCGAGUAUGGGUUUGUGGUGAGCGUCCUUGCGCGUGCCAUCGGCAUCUCGGAGCGACAUCUAUAUGCCGCAGCACGCAGUGUCCAGCGCCUGUGUGCACAGAGUGCCGUGUCGCUCGAGCGCAUGUCCACCAUGAGCGAUCGCACCUCCCUCGGGCCGAGCAUCCCCAUCCCGGGCACCUGUUCGGCUCUGUCGAGCCGGCCCGGGGGACAUCCCUUCCAAACGCUCAAUGCCGCGCGCCUGCGCGAGCGACGAAUCCUCUCUUCGGCGCCGGCUUCGCAAGCGCGUGAGCUCCUGGCCGCGCGCGUGCUCCUGGACAGCAAGUACCAUGCCAUUCGCGAGCGCUACCCCUCGAUGGCAAGCGACGCCGAUGAUGUCUCCAGCGAGUCGGGUGCCCUGUCUCCCUCGCCGGCCUCCUCGCCAGCUUUGCUGUCUCUGGCGGACAUCCAGACCAGCUCGGCCGGUCCAUUCAGCACUGGUGGUGCCAGUAGUGUCCAGGAUCGUGGCCUUGCGCAGCUCCACGCCUCCCACAAGCGUGUGGACACAUUGCGCAUGGUUCAUCGACAGGAGCGCAUCCUGCAGCUGACUGCUCGCGACCUCUCGCGCAAGCUCAAGUCGGUCGAGAGCAACCCCUACGAGGUGAUGCACCGUUAG